GCGCUAGCUCGCGUUUCUCCCCUUUGGGCCAAACGUCAUGUUGUGGAGAAAACUGCAAUUCUGUCAUUUUGAUAAUAAUAAAUGAACGAUUGAGAAAGCUAAGCCAGUGCGAAACGACCAGGCAGUGGGAAGCAGAAUACUAAACGCAGCGGCUUGAACGAAAAUACAAAAACACCGUGUCGCGUAAUGGCUGGUCUAGUACAGGACUGCUUCUCCAUCGGCAGCACGGUGGAGUGUACGACCUGCUACAAUGCCAACAUCGAGGGCGAGGUGUUGGCGUUCGACCAGCAAACGAAAAUGCUCAUACUAAAAUGUCCGUCGGCAAGUAAAUCAGCAAAACUGAACGACGUCUACAUCGUCAAUCUGGCAAUGUGCAGCGAUGUGCAGGUGAAAAAGGAAGUCUGCAUAGUCCCGGAGCAGCCACUAUCGCUAAACCUCGAGCGCUUGAGCACCCGCGCCAGGAAUCAGGUGGAACAGAAACGGCUUCAGAUAUCCGCGCUUUCCGCCGGUGUCAGUCCCGAGGGUCAGAACCUUUACAUGGCUAUUGCACGCACGAUCAAACAGGUCACCUGGUCCGGUCCAAACAUUGUGGUGUGCAAAGACGUAACGAUAACACCUCCAUACAAAGUAGACAAUGUGAACAGUUCCGACCAGCGGCAGCUGAGCUACGUGAAGAAAAUCGUGGAAAAGCACGAAAACGAUCAAGCCAACAUAAAUCAAAGCACAUCGGCAGCGGACAUAGCUGCCAACUGAUUCUAUCCACGCGCCGGAUGGAGCGAGAGACACCGUGGGUACGACGACGGAUGUCGCGACGGGCGUGAAUGGUGAUGAUCGGACCCCACCGAACAGCCCCGAGGAGAGAGUUUGUACCGCGUGUGCUGGAUGUGGGUGUAUGUUUCGUUUCUUCUUUUUGUUUGUGGCGCGGUACCAACUACCAGACUCUCCCCACGGGGAACGGUGUGCUCCGGUCCAGUGUGUUUGCGGUGAUGAUGGGGUGGUUGCGGUUGUGGCGAAGGGGGGUUUGGACGGCUUGAUGGAUGGCUGGAUUUGGUUAGGCGGUUAGAGAAGAAUAGAAUGAGUAAAAUCACACGAAAACAACAAAAAAAGGUAAUUUUUCCUGUUCAAUUUACGAUACGAUAGAGUCUUUACGUACCGGAAGCCUAUCGGUUCGCAGCUCCGAAAAUCGCGUCGUCCUGGAAACGGGUAACGGUAAAGCAUGAAACACACACUUCCUUUUAAUGGUUUUGUAUUUGUUUAUUUCUUAUCCCUAAUCCUCUUAGCGUCUGCCGCGUCGCGUCGUAAUAAUAAAUAAUACACAUGCUCUUCAUAAAUACUUAUAAAAACUGCUUGCCUUGCGCGCACCGCAGCUAAUGACUAUUUACAUUCGCUGUGAAUGCAUCGUAAUGGGUGUAAUCCCACUGUGCUGUUGUGAUUUCUGGGCUGCUGACAAUACCCAAAGCUUAAAAACAACGCAAAUUUGGAAGUUUACAUAACAUUAACCUGGUAAAAAGCAUUGCGUCUUCCAUUCAAGAUGUAAUCGUAAUUUGCUACAUGUUUCCCAAUCAAUUCUCUCUACGG
Molecule: messenger RNA, 1578 nt
Organism: Anopheles merus
Lineage: Eukaryota; Metazoa; Arthropoda; Insecta; Diptera; Culicidae
Gene: Lsm12a
Product: LSM12 homolog A
Exons: 5
Coding region: 187-753 (188 amino acids)
Source: RefSeq, a predicted model, not a curated record